This is a messenger RNA of Cicer arietinum (chickpea), 657 nucleotides long. RefSeq lists its product as uncharacterized. The record is from RefSeq and is a predicted model, not a curated record. Lineage: Eukaryota; Viridiplantae; Streptophyta; Magnoliopsida; Fabales; Fabaceae.
AUAAGCUAACCAAAACCAUGAUAUUCAAUAUUAAUUCACGUACUUAGACAUCAAAGAUUAUUAAUUGAUACAUACAUAUAUAAACACUGAAAAAUGGCAAAGAGAUUUCACUUUCUUGCACCCUACAAAGAAAUGGUCCAAAAUCUCAAAUCAAGUACCACUCAUAAAGUUGGAAUAGUUAGCAACUUCUCAAUUACAAACCAAUCUCAUGGUGGAGAUCCAUUAGUAGGAGCAAUAAAUCAAGGGUCAGAGAAAGCAAAAGAGGUGUUAGGGAAUGUAGAAGGAGGUGGUAAAGAAAGUGUUGAGACAGCAUGGGAUGCAACAAAGAAAACAGUACAAUUAGUAACGGAUACUACAACUGCAGAGGCUGAUAUGAAUGUUAUGGACACAGUUGAGUAUAGAAGUAGUGAAGAUUUGACUGGUCAACUUGGAGAUGGUUGUGAUAAGAUGCAGUUCUAGUAAUUAAAUCCAUAAGUAUUAAUAAGAGGGUAAUCCUAUAUAUAUUAUAUACUAUGCUUUUUGUUUUGAAUGUUAUCUAUAUAAGUGAUAAAAGGUUGAUGAAAAUGAAAUUAAACAAUGUGAUCUGCUUCAGUUUGUUGGUAUUUGUUUGUUUGGAGCCAAAUAAUUUAUGCAAAUUUCAUUUUUCCUUUUGAGGUA